Trichechus manatus latirostris (Florida manatee) is the source of this 4618-nucleotide messenger RNA. It is a transcript of the gene CD8A, whose product is annotated as CD8 subunit alpha. The record is from RefSeq and is a predicted model, not a curated record. Gene Ontology annotation, cellular component: external side of plasma membrane. Lineage: Eukaryota; Metazoa; Chordata; Mammalia; Sirenia; Trichechidae. The coding region runs from base 428 to 1111 and encodes 227 amino acids. The transcript is spliced from 6 exons. Gene Ontology annotation, biological process: T cell mediated immunity; cytotoxic T cell differentiation; cell surface receptor signaling pathway.
GAGGGCAAAGGAAGUGGACGCUCACUUCUCCAUCCCUGCCCGCUCUCACCCUCACUUCUCGGAAUCUUCCUUUAAUCUCUCUUCGUCCUCUGUCUCUGCCACUCCCACAAGACAGCCAUUUCUAAACCACUUCCAAGGCCUGUUUCCAAGCCCUUCUCAUCCUCAGCCCGCAGUUCUCAACUGCCCCCGGCUGCCCCGCAAGCCGGCCUCGAAGGCCCCCAUUCGCGAUCUCCAACCCCCUCACCGGGCUGGAAGGUGACAACCGCGAAAAGGAGGGCGACUCUCGGCGGGGGCUUGGGUGACAUCACAUCCUCCGACGGCGAGAUCGGGCGGCGGGCCGGAGGGCGCCCCUCCCCGCCCCCGCCGGCUCCGCGUGCCUGCCCUGGGUCUGGGAUUGUCGCUGAGCUGAGCCGCGGAGGAGCGCGCCAUGGCCUCGCCGGCGACCGCCCUGCUCCUGCAGCUGGCCCUUCUGCUCCACGCCGCCGCCUCCGCCGCCCAAAGGCCGAGUACGUUCAGGAUGUCGCCGCUGAAGGUGCAGGGGACCCUGGGCAAGUCGGUGGAGCUGGAGUGCGAGGUGCUGCUGUCCAACUUCGCGUCGGGCUGCUCGUGGCUCUUCCAGAGGCCCGACGCCGCCACCAGCCCCACCUUCCUCCUGUACAUCAGUAGCAGCCGGCCCAAGCCGUCCUCUGAUCGGUACUCCGGCUCCAAGACCGAGAGCAGAUUCAAGUUCACCCUGCACGACUUCCAGGUGGAGGACCAAGGCUACUAUUUCUGCUCAGUCGUGAGCAACCAUGCGCUGUACUUCAGCGCCGUCGUGCCGGUCUUCCUCCCAGAGAAGCCCGUCACGACGCUCGCGCCGCGCCCACCGACGCCGGCGCCCACCAAGGCGUUGCAGCCCAAGUCCCUAAGCCCAGAGGUGUGCCGGCCGUCGGCGGGCCGGCCUUCGGCGGGCGGCGCAGUGGACUCGAGGGGGCUGGGCUUCAGCUGUGAUCUCUACAUCUGGGCUCCCCUGGCUGCCACCUGUGCGGUCCUUCUCCUGUCACUGAUCGUCGCCGUCAUCUGCAGCCACAGGAACCGAAGACGAGUCUGCAAGUGCCCUAGGGGCAAUUAGCUGUCUAUCGACUACUCCACCCAAUCCAAGCCCUGGUCAUUCUGAAAACACUCUAGGAGAAGCGGCUCCUCUCCUUGGCCCUGAGGCAGGAGGCAGCCCUACAGCAACAUUCCGCCAGCUCCUUCUCAGAGGCCAGCACUGUGAUGGGGGCCACGAUCUCUCUGAAUCUUCACAGCAACCUCCUGUGGUAGACACCGUGCUCCCACCUCCCAGAUCACUGGCUCAGAGAUUAGGAAACCUACUCAAGGUGGCAGAAGUGUGAUUACACUCAGAUUGUUGAUAAUAAUGACCACUGGAUGGAAGUCUACAGUAUGAUUAGUUACUUGUUUUGUAUAUAUUUAAAUUUCACGUUUAGUGACAACUUUAAGGUCGUUACAGUGACCUACAUUUACGGAGGAGGAAACUGAGAUUUAGAACAUUUAGUGACGUGUCCAAGGCCAUGCCACCAGCAAACAGCAGAGGUGCAACGUCCAUCCAAAGCUCACGCUCCUUCCUGGGGGCUGUAGUGGGGGGCGGGAGAGCCUAAGGGUAAGCAACUAGAUUCACUGGCUUCUUUCAGUAGGUGAAAAUAUUUCAGAUUUUAUACAUCUGAUUUGCAUUUCUCACUCCUUGGUAUUUCUCUGUAGGGAUCCAAGUUCAGUGUCUUACACAUGAUUAUUCUUAACAAUGGAAGUGUAAGGACUUUCCAGUGCGUCUGUUGCAGAUGAUAUACCACGGGGAUAAAGUGUCUUUAAAAAUAGAGAAGGAUCGUUUAGCAUUUUUAUUACUUGGUGUGCAGAUGGGAGAUUUUGGAGUAGAAUCAUCUCUUAUCUCCAUCUUUUCUGAAAACUCUCAUUUUGAAAUGAAUAAUUGAGAAUAAAAUCCUGCCAUGAAACACAAAGCUGUACAGACUAAGCACAUUUGAGGAAUCCACAUGCCUGAGUUAAUACACUGAUGAUCAUGGGCAGUACAGCCUCUACAAAGAGGUUUUGGAAGACAGUGUGUAUAGAUAUGACACUCAGGAUGAAUUCGCCAUUUUAGCAGGCCCUAACCCAGUGCUAAAGUAACACCUAUUUUAGUGUAACGUCAAGUUCGGGUUGUCAGAGGGACUUUUAGAUAAAGUAGCUCUACUUGGCUGAUGGUGGUGGUUGGCUGCCGUCCCUCCCUUCCCUGUGAUGGGGGUGGUGGUGGUGGUGGGAGGGCUGAGAAUCAGGUCAGCUGAAGAGUUUGGUUAUCUGCCCCAUUUUCUUGCCUCCAAGAAGCUAGACCGACUGGGUCCGUAUUCUGGCUCAGGCACCUCUCACCCCGUGCCUACCCCUAAGGUUGCUGUGAGUAUGACAUGAGAUAGUAUGGGUAACGCCUUUAGCAGAGUUACCCAGGUCAUUCAGCCAGUCCCGUGCUGGUGCCCCAGGGGACACAUCCUUUUCAAAGGCUGUGGGGGCUGGGGGUUGGUCAUGAGCAAAUACUGCAUUGAAAGGGCUCUUGCUGCAAUGACAGUCAGCCACCUCUCUUUCAGGCCCCUGGUCAGGCCGGGAGGCAAGCCCGACCUUUCAGAGAAGUACGUCUAAUACAGAUACACGCCCUGUGUGUCAGCCACUACAGGACCUCAAACUGAGAUCUGUCCUCACGAGAAUGAGCAACCGCCCUUCCCUUUCAGCUUUCCAGCCUUCCUUCCUUGUAUAGUCAUUCCAUUAUUAUUCUUUUAGUGGGAGUGGGAAAGGUUACUUUUUAAAAAAUGUGUUUAUUUUGAUGAAAGCAAAAUGAAACUAUCAUGUCUACAGUACACCACGAGGAUCACAAUACCACUGUACGUGUAUAUUGGGGUAAAGGGCGCAAAGGGGUGGCCACAGCCACUAUGCGAGCUGUGUUCUCAGAAUCACGCCGUAAGAGCUGGUGGGGACCUUGGCUACGAUUCAGUCCAAACCUCUUCCCAGACCAUUUUACGACUGAGGAGGCUGACAUCCAGAGGUGAGAAGCAGCUUGUCCAGCAUCACACAGAAAGUCAGGGUUGCAGCCAGAGCUGGGGGAACCCUUGACUCCCAGGUCGGACUCUUUUCUUCUCACCGCUGAAGUCUGUCUUCCGGGGGCCUCUGUCUCGGGGUGGGGGUUUGCGUCUCAAACCACAGGAAACAAGGAUUUUGUGAGCACUUAUGAUACACCAUUACUGUGCCCAGUUUCAUAAUGUAGUUGAACAAUAGCAGACCUUUUAUAGUCAAGCAUGAAAUUGUAUACAGUAGGAAUUCAUAACUAAAGUGGAAGGGGUGAGUGAGCAGGUAAUAGGAGCUGACUCUUGGAAAACGAAGCACUCCAUCUCCAAAGAAAAUGUCUGUGAAAACCCGUGGUACUGUUGCUGUGGUUAGUUGCACUCAAGUCGGUUCUGACUCAUGGCGACCCCACGUGUGCAGAGAAUUGCUCUACAGAGUUUUCAAGGCUGUGACCUUUUGGAAGCAGAUUGCCAGACCUGUCUUCCUAUGCACCUUUGAAAUUCCUCUCCCAGUGCUUACAUCACAGAGGGACCCAGGAAGGACAGACUACCCUUUUACAAAUGAGUGGGGGAGCCCUGGUGUCACAGUGGUUAAGAGCUUGGCUGCUAACCAAAAGGUUGGCAGUUCAAAUCCACCAGCUGCUCCUUAGAAACCCUAUGGGGCAGUUCUACUCUGUGCUAUAGGGUUGCUAUGAGUCGGAAUAGACUCGAUGGCAACAGGUUUGGUUUUAUGGGUAAAGUUGAACGGAGGGCCUUGUGAAUGUCGAAACGUGAGAUACCAUAUUCCAGAAUCAUCAGUGACAUCUGAGUUUUGUAAAAACAGCCUGUGGUCUCCCGUCAACCAGCAGAAGAGACUCUGGUGAGCAGGCUGAGUGUGAAAACUACUGCCCUACACGUGCAUUUCCUCUUUCAUGGUGUUGUACAAGACCUAGUGGUCAAUGGGAGAAAAAGCUCAAGUAGAUACAGAAAUAAGAAUCACCCUUAUUCCUAUAAGAAUCAGGUAUAAUCCAUUGCUAAUAUUAUUGUAUAUGCUCUUGAUUCUUUUCCAUGCAGGUAUGUAAAAUGUAUGCUUUGUCUUUUUAAAAAUGGGAUUGCACCAUGCUUUUAUAAGUGGUUUUAAUAAAUAAACAUUUAUAGCAUCCUUUUUAAAGGGUGAUUAGCAUCCCAUAUUGGGUUGUGACAUCAUUUACUUAACCAAUUCUCUAUUACCUGCCACUUAAUUGUUUCCAAUUUUUCACUACUAUAAUUACGCGUCUAAAAGUUUGCUGAUGUCUUCGUUUCUUUAGGAUAAACACCCAGAAGUAAAAUUAUCCAGUUAGUUCUCACUUUCAUUCUGGACUUCCCGUUUUCUCAUCAACCAAAACUUAGCCUCUUCUCACUUCACUUCCCUUCCUUUUGUUCUUUCUUGUAAUAAAUCAGAAAAUCUGUGUUCCCGCACCUCUUCCCCCUUAUUUACACCCAUCUGUGGACACGUUCCUCCAAAGUGAGGCAGGUGAGACAGAAACUUCGUAUCCACAGAUGUGUCUGAAUAAAGAACAGGCCUA